AUGGCUGAUGUUGACAAUUCCAUCGAUUCCCGAGAUUCGAAUGAACCGAAGAUAGAGACAGAUUCAGAAGACGAGGCAGAGAUAGAUGGCCCACCUAGAGGUUCCUUCUUGUACAAGGGAAAACUACUCCGACCUGCCUUAUCGUACGACGAUCUAGAAUGUGACAAACAGCGAGAUCUCUUUUACAAACAAUUGGCAGAUAGCGAGGGUUUUGAUGUGGAGUGGGACCGUUUUGACUACGUGUUCAAUGUCGUGAAUUUUGACUGGAAACCAUGUAUAGAUGAUAACCGGAGCAAUGAGGAGGACACAAGACUUGAGUCUGUCAAGUAUGUGAGUGCAAACAUUGUUAGUGUUAAGGGUUUGCUGUAUUUUAUAACGUUUUGGGCGACGGAUGUGCUCUCAUCAGAUCUAAAGCCUAAACUUUACCAAGCAAAGGUGUCCAGAUAUUGUCAGGAGAUGACAGUGCUUAUGGUCAGGCUAAAGCCCACACAGUAA
Microthlaspi erraticum is the source of this 495-nucleotide messenger RNA. Lineage: Eukaryota; Viridiplantae; Streptophyta; Magnoliopsida; Brassicales; Brassicaceae. The record is from the annotation of a GenBank genome assembly.